Myzus persicae (green peach aphid) is the source of this 3093-nucleotide messenger RNA. RefSeq names its product bone morphogenetic protein 4-like. The record is from RefSeq and is a predicted model, not a curated record. Gene Ontology annotation, biological process: BMP signaling pathway; SMAD protein signal transduction. NCBI's taxonomy places the organism in Eukaryota, Metazoa, Arthropoda, Insecta, Hemiptera, Aphididae. The transcript is spliced from 3 exons. The coding region runs from base 155 to 1222 and encodes 355 amino acids. Gene Ontology annotation, cellular component: extracellular region. Gene Ontology annotation, molecular function: growth factor activity; cytokine activity.
AUCUACCUGCGGCGGAGGAGAGACCGAAGUGGCUCCAGUCGCGUCUGGUCCCUUGCAAGUGUCACACACGGGUCGUCGACAGAACACGUUAUAACGUCCGCGCAGUCGUCCGUAUUUCUCACCGGUUAUAACCGACACAGUGACCAUCCCGGCCAUGUGUCGUCCGCACGCGAUCGUUGCCGCGGCGCUGCUCGCACUGCUGCCUUUCUGCUGCCUCGCAGAGCAAGGCGUGAGCGACACUCUGAUGAAGAUGUUCCGCAUAGAGACGAUGGAAAACCGCACCGCCGACGUCCAGAUACCCAGCUACAUGUACGAGUUGUACGAAGACGCGGGGAAUAGGCGAUACGACGUGAUAAGGAGCAUCACGCCCACGACGGAAACACUGGGCGCAUAUAGUCAGUUUGUUUAUGACCUGAGUACACUCGAACCCUCUGAAAUGGUCCAAAAAGCAGUCCUUCAGCUUGAACCUAACACAAAUCAUCAAUUUAGCAAGGCCAUAAAUGUAUCGUUUUUCGCUUUGCCUAAACAAACAAUAUCGAAAACGUAUUUAGGGUCGGGAACAAUACACGGCACUUUAGAUUUGGUUAACACUUUGGGCCCACAGCCAUUAAAUGGCUUCGACCAACUAGUCGUCCAGAUGGAAGGUACGGCAAAAUUGUCUAUUGGACUUGUGUUAUAUUCGAUAACCGCUGACGGUGGAUAUGCAAACGGCAACGAAUUGGCAAACUUACUGUAUGAAACUACAAUUAAAAGACGUAAGAGAUCAGUGGCUGAUAAUGAAAUUGACAUUAAGCGAAAUCAUUUCACAAAUGAACCAAAACGAAAGAAGAAGAAGCAAAAAGUUUCCCGAGUCAACAAACUACAGGCCGUGGACACUGGUGACACAAUCACGUUUACCAGCGCGGACCAGUGCCGGAUGGAGAAGCUGGUGCUCAACUUCGCGGACAUCGGCUGGGAAGACUGGGUGAUCUACCCGAAGGGGUUCGAGACCAAUUACUGCGCGGGUGGUUGCCUGUUCCCGCUGGGCAAGGGGUCCAAGCCCACCAACCACGCGACCGUGCAGAGCCUUGCCAGGUCGUUCGGCCGGCUGUGGGACGUGCCUGAGCCCUGUUGCGUGCCCGACACUCUCGCCCCACUCACGCUGCUCUACAUGGACCGGUCCAACCACGUGCUGCUCAAGAGCUACCCGGACAUGAGGGUGGUCACGUGCUCGUGCAAGUGACGUGGUUCUGUACCGCGACCGCGGUUGUGACGUCACGUCCGAUGACGUUGCGCAUCGCGGCAACGGUGGUACAUCGCACGAUGUACCUAUAUUAUACUACCUAUAUAUUGUAAUUUAUUGUUCGGCCGGGCGUGUCCUGGUGAUUUCCUUGGACACGUUCAAAUAGAGUUCCAAAAUGCAAUCGUGUCAGAUACUCCUGAUAUACCGCGUACCUUUUAUUAUAUAACCGAGGUGGUGAUUAUUGAUUGGUUAUUGAUUAUUGGUGUUAAUGUCAGCGACUGUAUAGAUUUCUUUCCUAGUCGAUUUUUGUAAUUUCGUAAAAAAAAAAAUAUUUAUCAUAUCGUAUUAUGUAGGUAGCGUGAAAUGUUUGUUUGCACAGUGCAUCAAAAUUUCAUUAAAAACUAAAAAAAAAUUAAAAUUAUAUACUUAAUGACAAAAUGUCCUUGUAAAUAAAUCCCUUGUUGUAUAAUACACUUCAAGUGGCAAACAUUAAUAUUCAUACUUUCUUCGUACAAAAUUGAACUGGAACAUUAUUAGAGCAGACUUCGUUAAAUCGGUCAUUCCGUACAGUACACAUACAAACUUCAUUGUAUUUUAUACAAAAUAAUUAUACGUUCGUACUGUUAUUAAAGUAUUUCGUUUACCCGCGUCAUGCACAAUACAUCGAAAUAAUAAUAACAUUUUUUCGGCCAGUGACAAAAGGAAAAAUUCAGUGUUACCAAACCAUGUGGUGUUUUGUAUAGUUUUAGUUAGUGAAUAUUACAUAGGUAUAUCAUUGUGUCCAUUGCGCAAUAUUUAUAAACCGUUAUUAUAUUAAUGCUAUUUAUUGAAAAAUUGUAAUGUUAAAGUAUACUAUUAUUAUUAUAUUGUUAUCGUCUGUGAUAACAGAUAAGUGCUCAAUAACAUUAAUUAUAAUAGUAAUAACAAUAACAUAAUAUAAACAUUAAGUGACGUCACAUACAUGAUUAAUAAAUAAGUUAUAUUAUACUUUAUUAUUAUAAUACACCUACAGUUGGUCCAAAUCGCCUAUUUCGACAACGGUUUCAGUAUUAGACGCGUGACAUCGGAAAAAAAACGAUAGUUUUAUAUAGUAUUUUUUAAAAUAUUUUACGCACUUGAGUGUGUGAUAUUAUUUAGAUUCGAAUAAAUGCGUUGUACAGUUGGACAGUAAUUAAAAAUUAUUAUCCACAUCGAAAAAAUGUGCUUACCAUUAAAAUUAUAUUAUUAUUUUGUUUUUAAAUUGUUUAUUUUGAAUUAAAUAUUAUGAAUGUGACGACGCAGUAUGUUUGAUAAUGAUACUAUCGAAGAUUAUAAUAUUAUCAUAUUGAUAUUUUGUUUGAUACUCUGAUGCAUCUAGUAUCUAUAUUAUAAAUUAAAAUACCACGUUAUAUUAUGUUAUAUUAUUACCUUAAGUUUAAGAUGAUUGAUACUAUGUUUAAGCCGCUCAUUUUCAUUUGGAUGUGUUAAGAUAUUUAUUUUAUCAAUUCAGAUUGAAUAAUAAAUGUGUAAAUACAUAACAAACCUACGUUUAAGCCUAUACCUAUUUACCUAUUGAGUACUCAGUACUCGAGUGUAUUCCUUAUUUUACUAAUAUUACUCUUAUAGUAUUAUAUAUACUUAAGUGAUUUCAUCAUAUUAUUAUGUUUGUUAAUUUCUACGGAGGUAUGUGUCUUAUACUCUUAUAUGUAAGGACGAGACACGAUCAUUCCAUAAAAAUAUACAUAAGAAAAUUACAUUUUAUAAUCCACACAAUAUCAUUUUAAUGAACCUAUCAAUGUCCAUUUAUGCAGUAUUUUGUCUUAUACAGGCUAAUUCUAAAAGCAUGUUCACCCCCAGUGGCGCAAAGGGGAGAUUUUUAUUGUUUACCAUAA